CUGGUAAUGUCUUCUAAAAAUGAAAAUCUUCAUUUGGUUUUGCCUAAACUAGAAAAUAAUUAUUAUGAUAAUCUCAUUUGUAAAAUGAAUGUUAAAAAAAUAUUAUCUAAGGAUUGCUUUAUAAAAUUUAUACCCAAUGGCGUAAGUUAA
Molecule: messenger RNA, 150 nt
Organism: Rhizophagus irregularis DAOM 181602=DAOM 197198
Lineage: Eukaryota; Fungi; Glomeromycota; Glomeromycetes; Glomerales; Glomeraceae
Source: RefSeq, a predicted model, not a curated record